Gongylonema pulchrum is the source of this 180-nucleotide messenger RNA. NCBI's taxonomy places the organism in Eukaryota, Metazoa, Nematoda, Chromadorea, Rhabditida, Gongylonematidae. The record is from the annotation of a GenBank genome assembly.
AUAUCAGCGACGCGAUCGGCAAUAGCAAUGCCAUAUCGAGGCCCGGAACAGUAUUUGGUCAAAAUGAUGCCGGCCGAUGAUUCUGAUUAUUUAACACUGGACAUUGGGCGCUACAAGAAAUGGACAAGGCUGGAGCCAAGCGUACGCUUUGCCGGCAUCAACAAUCCACUUUUAUAUUGA